This is a messenger RNA of Ixodes scapularis (black-legged tick), 2265 nucleotides long. Its product is annotated as protein ALP1-like. The coding region runs from base 59 to 1336 and encodes 425 amino acids. The record is from RefSeq and is a predicted model, not a curated record. The transcript has 2 exons. Lineage: Eukaryota; Metazoa; Arthropoda; Arachnida; Ixodida; Ixodidae.
UGCUCGGUCAGGACGGUUCCUCGUCUGCUCGAUCUGUUUGCUUCUGAGGGUGUCAACAAUGGAACAUUCAGAACCGCCAGAGACUCAGGUCGCUGUACUUUUAUGCAUGCACGCGCAGCAGCAAAGCUCUUUGGCUGCCAUCCGAGCUGCCGUGUCAUCGGCAAAAAGUGAGGCCGAUCGCUUGGAGGACCAAAUGCUGGCAAAUAACUUCGUGCUCGCAACAACAGGGGUGGACUGUCUCACAGUGCAUCGGCAGGUGCAGUUCUUCGUGAGGCACGAGCGAUGGUUUGAAGACACCCUGCCCAACAUGCCGGAGUACUUUUUCAAACAGGCGUUCCGUGUAAGGCCAGCUACAUUUCGUUACCUUGUUGAUGUGUGCCGGCCUUACAUGGAGCGACAAGUCACCUGCAUGCGGAAGACGAUCGCGAUGGAGAAGCGGGCGGGAGUGGCCCUCUUUAAACUAUGCUCCACGGCCGAGGACAGGACGGUGGCCACCCUGUUCGGUAUCGGCCGAUCGACAGUCAACGAACUGUACCGGGAGUUUUGCGAGACGAUCGUGGCUGUCCUCGAGCCCGAAUGGGCCAAACUGAUGACCCAAAAGGAGCUGCCGGAACAUAUCCGUGAGUUCCAAGCUGUGUUGGAGUUUCCGCAAGGAGUUGGAGCGCUGGAUGGGUGCCACUUCCCGGUGUCACCACCACAAGAAAAUGCAAGCGACUACCACAACUACAAGAGCUGGUAUAGCAUCAUUCUGCUGGCUCUGGUGGACCACCGCUACAGGUUCCGCUAUGUCAACGUGGGAGCACCAGGGCGAUGCCACGACGCGCACGUCUUCCGCAGGUCGGAGCUUGCAAAGGUCUUGGAAGGACCAUUGUUUCGAGCUCCGCUUGUCACUGUGAAUGGAGCUGUUGUGCCACCACUGAUCUUGUGCGAUCAGGCCUUCCCUCUCACAUCAAACCUCCUCAAGCCCUAUCCGCGCAAGGGCUUAAAGGAAAGGUCUCCAGAAGCUAGCUUCAACAAGCAGCUCUCGGGAGCACGAAGGAUAGUAGAGAACGCCUUUGGCAGAGUGAAGGCACGCUUUCGCUGCAUAAUGAAAAGAAUGGAGUGCCACGUAGACAAUGCCAGGGUCAUCAUCCGAGCCUGCUGUGUGCUCAACAACAUCUGCGAGCACUUCAAUGAUGGGGUUGAGCCACAGUGGGUCACCGAGGUGCAGCUUUACGACCACAUGUUCCUGCAACCUCUCUGUAGAACGGAUGUUGCCGCUGGAAAUGGACAGGACGUGAGGGCAGCCAUAGCAGCCUACCUCCAUAGGCGGAACACGCAGCAACACGCAACGUAAUCCAGUGAUGACAUCACAUGUACAAGUGGCAGGAAGGACUCGAUGGAAGAUCAUCCAACUUCCAAACGAAAUGUGAAGCCAACUCACUGCACUAGCCCUGUGCAUGCCCACACCUCUUGGUGAAGCUAGCUGGCCUUGCUGUUUGUUCGGAAGUUGCAUGGUUUAUCGUCAAUCCCUCCCUGCCACCUGCAUAUGUGCUGGUCUGUUUACCGGUAUGUAUGUGCAGCAUUACUAUGUCCAGGUUUCAUACUUUGCUCAUACAUACAGUAAUCCAGCUACGCAACAUAUUGGGAGAACAAGCCUCUUAAUGGAAACCUUCUUUUGUAAUAGCGUCUCCACUUAGUACGACUGUUUCAAGGAACUUGCAUAUCAUAUUUGAAUUUCCUUAAAUAGGUACUAAUGAUUUUUCUGACAUUGACUUUCUGUGGCGGUAACUUAAUUUAUGAGCUUGAAGCGUCCCAAAAAUUCAAUAAUUGCAAUCAUGCACGUUCUAUUUUCAUAUUAAAAGCUUGAUCCAAAAACGUAACCCACACUUUUAUUUGAGAUAUUUCAGAACAGUGAAACGGUCGAUAAAGGGCAAGCGAUUGCGUGUGGCUGACCAACAUAGUGAUUAUCAAUUAAAUGCGUAUCAGACUCUUUUCAAAAUGAAUGACAAUAUUGAUCAGAGCUCCGCAUAUUGAGUGCUCUUAUUGAUAGCGAAGAGCUAGACCGCAAGAGAUUAUAUCCGCAUGCAUUUCUCCCAUACUGAGACUCGUGAGCGGUUUUGUACUCUGGUUGUGGAAAUAUUCAUCAAUUGACAUCUAUUGAACAAUAUAGCACUGAAAAAUACUCUUUUUUUGUUUUUUCUUUUUUCAGGGAUGUUUUUUUUGGUAUGUUAGAGCUUUAGGAGGAUUGGUGGCCGAGUGGGCUAGCACACACGAGCUCGGAGC